Messenger RNA from Phanerochaete carnosa HHB-10118-sp, 945 nucleotides. RefSeq lists its product as uncharacterized. The record is from RefSeq and is a predicted model, not a curated record. NCBI's taxonomy places the organism in Eukaryota, Fungi, Basidiomycota, Agaricomycetes, Polyporales, Phanerochaetaceae. Bases 1 to 945 code for a protein of 314 amino acids. The transcript has 5 exons.
AUGGCUCCUGCGAUCAGCACUUCAGUUCCUGACAACCAAGCUACUCUUCCAACCCUUCCUGCUCGUCUAAACCAAGCUCGUAAAUACUUGCUCAGCAAAGGUCUCUACCUAGGUGACACAAGCACUUCGAACAAUGACGCCGCUGACACCGAUGACACUGGGUUGCUCUCUGCCGACACUCUCGACAUUCCCGAAGAGGCCAUUCUCAGUAUGGUCGGAACUGUUAGCAACAACGACUACUAUCUCACGGCUGACACUGGCUUUCGUGGGAACUCAGAAUUUCAGACAACGUUCGCCAAAGUCAAAGCCAGCGGCACAGUGGAGGUGCCGAUCGAACAUCUGUUUGCUGUGGAUUUCCCCAUAGUCCUCAAGAACAUUGCCUCUAUUUGUGGUGCCAUGGUCACUCCUGGCUUCAAGAACAAGAAGGGCAUCUGCGUUGGACUGGGAGGCAGUAGGGUCAAGAUACGCCAUGCAUUGUUCGAGCCCAAGGCUGCUACAGAUGGUGAUGAAGCCGACGCCGCAGAGGAUGAUCAAGCCGGGCUUGAUGACAUUGAUGCUCAGAAGAAGAACACAGCAAAGAUUCUCACUCUCGAGAACUGGCCCGUCAAAUCCAAGGCGGCUGCAGAGCAGUUGGAGGAGAUGAAGGGUUGUUACCAUGCCGUCCUCAUUCCGGCAUACGACAUGCACGGUGAGCUCAUCCACUCAUCCUUCUAUCGGCAUCGCCUUGAAGGGGCUCUUGUAGCAGUGCGCUUCACACUGACCCACUGGGCGAUCAAGAAUGGCAACUCGGACGGUACUGACAUCUACACUGCGGAUAUCGUGAACAUUCGUGUUCUUGCUCCACCGAAGCCCACGCUUGUCACUCCGCGAAAGCAUGGCCGUGUCCCGGCGUUUGAUUCCAUGUCGCCGCUGCCUCUCGAGAAGAAGCGUUGUCUUUUCGAGUAA